CUGGCAGGCCGGCCGGCCGGCCACCCACACUCCUCCUUCCGAUUGGCUGGCUGGCCUCCCACCAAUCAGAAGGACCUUCCCGCGUAGCAACAAGGCAGACGGAGCAUUUUGGCGGGCUGCGGACUGAGGAGACUCCAAGUCUUGAACAGCCAAAAAUGAGUACAGCAAAAAAAGCAAAAGCAGAUAGUGGAAGAUCAUUCCAGGAGGCCUGGACAGAGUCAUUUGGAGUGAUUGAACGCGAUGGGAAAGCAUUAUGUAUUCUGUGUUAUGAAAGUGUUGUGUGUCGGACAUCAAGUGUCAGACGGCACUUUGAAACCAACCACAAAAGUAUUGUCAAACUUAGUGAAACUGACAGAAAAGAGUUUCUUAAAAGCAGUUUUCAAAUGUCACUCUGCAUAGCAAAACAUGGCAAGCCCCUCUCUGAUGGGGAUAUUAUCAAAACGGCCAUGUUGUCUGGGAGUAAUUCCCUUUUUCAUGAUUUCCCAAACAAGGAUAAAAUUAUUCAACGCAUCUCUGAGAUGCCACUUGGCAGGAAUACUGUUGAAGAUCGAGUUCAGCGCAUGGCAAGUGAUGUUAGUCAGCAGCUCACCACUGACUUACAAAAGGCAGCCUGUUACUCCAUGUGCUUGGAUGAAUGCACAGAUAUAAAUAAUCAAGCAAGGCUAGCAAUAAUUUUGCGUUAUGCUCUUGGUGACAUCAUGAGAGAAGAGCUGGUGAAAUUGGUGUCUUUGCCUGAAAAAACACAAGGGAUAGAUAUCUACAAUGCUGUGAUGGAGGCUUUUUUGUCACAGGACAUAAGACCAGAAAAAGUGGUUUCAAUUACUAGUGAUGGGGCACCUUCUAUAGUGGAGGCAACAUCUGGUUUCAUACAGUUAUUUGUUAAAGAAACAAAACACCAAGUCAUUCAGUUCCAUUGUAUUAUACAUCAAGAAGCUCUUUGUGCCAGGGAAAGCAGCAAAAAAUUUGACAAUGUCCUCGAAGAUGUCACAAUAAUGGUGAAUUACAUGAUGGCUCAUGCUCUGAAUUUUCCACAGUUUCAAGCACUUCUUGAAGAGGUUCAGGCACAGUAUAAUUGUUUACUUAUGUACAAUAAUAUCCGGUGGCUGAGCAGAGGACGAGUCCUGGAGAGAUUUGUAGCCUGCUUGGAGGAAAUUAGGCUGUUUAUGAAUGAAAAAGGGCAGGAAUAUCCACAGCUCACUGAUAUGGCCUGGCUUACCAACCUCAUGUUUUUUACAGAUUUUACACUACACUUCAAUGUACUGAACAAACAACUACAAGGUGUAGGGAAAACAGCAGAAAAGAUGUUUUGUGUUAUCAAAGCAUUUGAGGAAAAACUGCAGGUUUUGGAAAGAGAGCUUGAAAGUGGGCAGCUGAAAUCUUUUCCAAAUCUAAAAAUGCAUUUAGAAAAUUCUACAUUUGCAGACAAUCCUACAAGCCAUCAGGAAAUCUACAAGGAAUUUUCUAGCAUUGUAGCAACUGCAAAGAUGAACUUAAGUAACAGAUUUUUACAGUUCCGUAACAUGGAGACAACCCUGUGUUUUCUUACUUCUCCAGAUAAAGUCGACUUUAAAGAACUUGAUCUUUCCUGCUUACACUGGUUAGAUUUAGAAAAUCUGGAAAUGGAGCUAGUGGAAUUUCAAGAAAACUCCAUGUGGAGAAAUAAAUUCUGUGACCUGCGUGAAACACUUGAGACAAUAGAAGGGAUGACAAAGAGCAGCAGAGUUAGUUCUGAAAGUGAAAUCCUUAAAGCGUGGAAUUCUCUGCCAAAUCGUUUUAAGUCAAUGAAAGCGCUUGGGAUUGCUUUCCUUACUUUGUUUGGAUCAUCUUAUGCUUGUGAGCAGGUAUUUUCAGCUUUGAAUGAUAUCAAAUCUGAUACCAGAAACAGACUAACAGAUGACCUGAGUGCUGCAUGCGUUUCUCUCCAACUUACAACCUAUGAGCCAAGGUUUGACAAAUUAUCGGCAUGCAUACAACAGCAAACAUCACAUUAAUUGGUCACCUUUCAAUAAAAAGUUGUAUCGUUGAAAGCUCUGUUACCGCGUUUUAAGACAAAAGAUGUUAAUGUAUGAGUUGUUUUUUUCUAAACGAAAACCUCAGUAUUCAGAUUAAAUUGCCGUGUUGGCACUUUGCAAUAAAGAAGUGGGUUUUUGGUUUGCAGUUUGGGCACUCGGUCUCUAAAAGGUUCGCCAUCACUGGACUAGAGAAUGUUUGUGUCAAUGUGUAUGCAUGUAGUUUGUAUGUGUAUGUGUAAUGGUGCUGGUGUUGAGAUUGUCUGGUUGAAGAGGAAAUAGGUUCCAUGUCAAACCUAGCAACUCAGUGACUAGGGUUUUUAAUACCGUUCCCUCCCCCAGAUAUGGAGAUCUACUUCUUGAUGGAAUACCAUUUCCCCAAGUCAAGUUAGUUCACAAUCUUGGGAUUCUCACAGCCAGGAAAACCUUUGUAUUAACCUACCUCAUGUGCCAGAUGUGUUGUUCCCAAUUCAAGAGACUCUGUUUAUGGCCAUUCAUGCCUUAUUUUUUGAAUGGGCUUAAAUAUAUUUAUAGGGAGCUGACCUUGAAAGUUAAGUUAGUUUAUUGUCAUUGCACCUUGUACAACGAAAUUAAAUACCAUCUUCAGUGUACAUUAUACAUAAAACAAAACACUCAUCCUUCACAUUCUAUACAAUUGAAAACCCCUGAUAAUUGCAUUAAUAUUGCACUAUACAGUAGAAUUAUCCUGUACCGUCUGCCAGGUGGUAAUAAUUCAAAAAAAGGGUGCCCAGGAUGAGAUGAAGAUGAUGAGCAUUUGGAAGUUUUGUAGCUGCUUCAGAAGGUGGCAGUGUGUGCCUUUGGAGACACCUGUCUGGUAAAGUGGACAUGCUCCAGAACCCUUGUGCGAAACAGUGUCAUUUAGAGAACUUAGAUAGAAAAUGUGUCUUUUCAGUCCUAGUAUCUGCCCUGCUCAGUCAGUCAGGAUGGCUUUUCCUUUUGUUGGCUUUUUGUAAGGCCUUUAAAACCUGACUUUUCCAUUAGCCAUAAAGACAGAAUAGUAAUUGAAGCUCAGUCUGUUAUUUAUUGCAUUACUUGAGAAAUUGAUUAUUUUUGUGUGCCAGCUUUGUUUGUUUUACUGUUUUAUCUGUAUUUUCUGUUUCUUGCUUUGCUCAAAUGGGCAGCCAUAUGCGUUUACGGAAAGGGACGCGGUGGCUCAGUGACUAAGACGCUGAGCUUGUUGAUCGAAAGGUCGGCAGUUCAACGGUUCGAAUCCCUAGUGCUGCGUAACAGGGUGAGCUGUUACUUGUCCCAGCUUGCACAUAAAAAAUGGAAGUAGAAAAAUAGGAACCACCUUUGGUGGGAAGGUAACAGCGUUCCGUGCGCCUUUGGCGUUUAGUCAUGGUGGCCACAUGACCACGGAGAUGACAUGACCAUGGACAGCGCUGGCUCUUCGGCUUUGAAAUGGAGAUGAGCACCGUCUUCUAGAGUUGGGAACGGCUAGCACAUAUGUGCGAGGGGAACCUUUACCUUUAUGCACUUAUGGAAUAAACAAAUAGCCCUAAAUCCACUAAUGAUGCCAACGUGGGAUUUCUUGUUGUGGUAGACCAAUCAUCUGAUCAGCCACAGGGUGGACAAAAUAAACUGGAUAUAAUUAUGUGAACAUCUUUUUAAGGGUGUGUUAAUGGUGACCUGUAUGAUACAUGCUUUUCUAAUCUCACUCUCUUGAUACGCCAACCUUUUCUUUUUGCAAAAUUUGAAAGCAUUUGUUAAUUCAAAGCAUAAUUUUAUGUAAUAAAUUUACAGACACAUUUACACAUAUGCUCUCAGAGCAAAUGGAGAACAAAAUCAAUAGUUUAAACUAGGGCAAAAGGAUAAGGGAGACGGGAGAACAUGUUUUGCCUUGAAUACAGCUUGGUAGCAUUCACCCUAAUCCUCUCUUUUGUGGUGAUGGCUUGCUCGGAUGCUGUGUGGUUGUCUGUGAGAAGGUUUGGUGGAUUGACCCUGUGAAUGAAAGGAAGCACAAGAAUAAAACUUGUGGGUUUUUUUUCCAAAGCAAGUUCUUGUACAUUCUGAAACUCACAUUUACAAACCAGAUGCUUUAAAAGGCUGUAGGUAGACUUUUCAUAAUCUACUUUUGCAUCUGGGAUUUAGGGACAUGCUACCUCCAGACUAUGCUGGAGCAAUUCAGAUUUAUUUGUUUGUUUGUUCAAUUUAUAUGCCGCCCUUCUCCGAAGACUCAGGGUGGCUUACAAUGCACUUAUAGCACUAGCCUUCAUUCUUUUGUAUAUACCUGUUUAUUAGGGCUUUUGGCCCCCCAUAAGCGGUGUUUCUACAAAGUCAGCUUAUGACAGGUUGAUGAGACACCUGUUCUACAAAGGUGUUAUAAGGGAAUUUAGAACAGGACAGUUGUGCUGAUAGAAAUAGACAUAUUAUUUCUAUUGGCACAACUGUCCUAAAUUCCUUUAGUGCUGUUUAAUUUUUUUAGUAUAAAACUGUAGUCUUGCCCAGUAGAGGUAAUAGAUUCCUGCUGUUUUGACUGCCUGGUUCUGUAACUUUCCUCCCCAUCUUGUUUAAGGGGCAAACUUUUCUUACUGGAUUUAUUUAACCGAAAUACUUUGAACUACAUCUCCCAGCAUCCUAUACCAGGACUGGCGAUGACAGCAGCUUUUGGAACACGUAGUUCAGCAACAUCUGGAGGAUCAGACCACCUCUUUCUGAAACGCAAAAUGCAAGCAUUCGUGAUCGUGGACGGCAGCAAACAAAAGCGAAAGAGACUUGCCUUUAUGUGUUGAAUCCAGUUGUUUUUUGAAGUACUUCUGUCUUUCGUCUAACUGAUGAGCCAUCUGGACGUUCUGCCAUCCUGGGAGAGAUUAAAGCAAGAGGCAGCUAACCUUGCAUGACCACACGAAUAUAGCCAACCCAUUCCUGCCUUCAGCCGUUUCCUCUCAAACUCACCUUCCUUGAUGCUCUUCAGGAAAUCUUCCUGGGGCGGUAAGCUCUUAGGAUUGUGUUUCAGACUCUCAGGGAUGCGAAAAAAAGCACGAGCGGCAGGUAAACGAAAGAGUAAUAUUUGCAUAAUGGAGAAUAAAUUGGAUGUCAGCCAGUAGGUAAAGAUAGCCUGCAUGAGAUAAAGAGAGCAUGGGACAUCAGGUGAUCUGCUGGGUUCUAGGUUUGCUUCACUCCUUCAGGCACUGAUGAUGUUAUCUAGCCUGGUAUAGAAAUGUCUGAAGGAAAUCAAGCUCGCACCAAGAAUCCCAACAAUUCAACACUAAGUACCGUAUUUUUCGGAGUGUAAGACGCACCCUUAAAAGAGGGUGAAAAUUUAGGUGUGUCUUAUAGACCAAGUACAUUUUUGGCUUCCCAAGCCCUCUGCAUUAUGUUUUCAUCUUCUCCGGCCCCUAGAAGCACUUUGCAGUGCUCCACACAGCCCAUUUUUGCCAAAAAUGGGCCUGUUUUUGGGCUCCGAAGUGCUUUGCACGUCACGUUUUCGUCCUCCCUGGCCCCGAGAAGCACUCUGCAGGCCAAAAACAGAUACAUUUUUGGUGAAAAUAGGCUGUGCAGAGCAUUGCUUCUGGGGGCCUGGGAGGGCGAAAAUCCGGAGGCCAAAACCUAUUUUUUUCUUGUUUUCCUCUGUAAAUUUAGGUGCGUCUUAUAGUCUGGUGCGUCUUACAGUCCAAAAAAAUAUUCUUUACUACUGAAAUUAGAUGACCUCUCCCUGCACCACUGAAACACAGAAAUGACAGAGGGGAUGCAGUCCUUCCUUAUAUGGACUAGACACUUAAAUGGUAAUAACCAGCUCUAAAUCUCUGCCCCGAUGAACUAAAUUGAUGUCCUUUCUUAGUGCCUGAAGGUUGUGGUGGAACAAUGGGCUUUAGCUGAGUUGAGUGGCUUUAGAUUUUAAGGCCUUCUGUAUCUGAGGAUUUACCAUCUUUGUGUUGGGAUGGGGGUGGUGCUGCCCCAAGCAUACCUAGUGCCCAAGUUGCGGGGUGUGUGUGUGUGUGUGAUCUGGAGUCAUGAUUCCUGCUUGAAGAGUAGGUGGCAGUUAUGGCCAGCAGGGCCUCUGCCCAAAUUUGUGCUAUGUGCCAUGUGCCAAUUGUGUGCCAACUUUCUUGGGUCAGGAGAUUAACUUUCAGUCAUUCCUGCAGUAGUCACCUCCUGAAUGGACUACUGUAAUGCACCUUACAUGGGGCUACCCUUGAAAAAGUAUCCAGACAUUUCAGUUGGUACAAAAUGCAGUAGGCAGGGUGUUCUGACCCAGCUCCACAAACACGACAAACCCUCUGUAUUUAAACCAAUGAUUCCUUUAUUAGGAGCGCCAGCAGCCCUGGCAAAAAAAAAUAUCUCUCAACGCAGACUAAUAAAUCUGUCCGGCAUGGAGAUGAAUAGUUGUCUGCCACACCUAUUCAUCUCCGCCCCCUGCCUUUUAUCCCCAGAGCUAGGGUGGGGAUUCUGUCCCAAGGAUUGUCCCACAGAUUUCCACUGCUCUUCUUUCUUCUGUUUUCUGUGCAUCCGUGCGUCAGGCACUGGACCCAGCUGUUCCUCCUCUUCCUCAUCAGCCACUUCCAAACCUGGAGGCUGUAGACUCCCCAUCUGGGGGCUCUGCCUCUGGUCUCUCUCUCUCUGCCAGCUCCAUUCCCUCUUCCCCCUCGGAGCUCUCAGGUUGCCUUGAUGCUGCCACUGCCUCUUCUGAUUCGGCUGCUGGAGGGGGCAGGGGGCAGUAAUGCAUACUCCAAGAUCUGCACAUGCUACACUUCUGCCAUGUGAGGUGUGCCCCCAGGGGGCAUGCAAGUACCAGAAAAUGAACUUCCGGUUUCCGGUGCGCGAAUGCUGCCGGCCAGAUAGUCUUCCAGUUACUGGUGCGCAUGAUGAUCAGCUGGCCAGCACACAUGCUCAUGCCAGAAAAAUGGAAGACCAGCUCUUCCGGCACUGCCGCAUGCACGAAGGCCAGCUGAUCAUCAUGCGCACAUGCAUGCCAGAAACCCAGAAGAGGAACGGGCAACGCCGCACAUGCCAGGCAACAUGCUUCCACGUGCCACUUUGGGCACGCAUGCCAUAGGUUCACCAUCACAUUUAUAAAUAUAAAUGGCUGUGUGUGUGUAUGUUCCAGCAUAACCUGGUACACAGAUGACUUAUUCUCUGGGAAAAAAUACUGUGGGGGUAAGAUACCCCUAAUGCCUCUUGGGGUGUCUGUGUGUUCCAGCAUAACUGGAAUGCCUGGGCUGCUGAAAUGAAAAGGAAUGAAUUAUAUCUAUAGUGUCAAAUCACAGUACUUUUGACAGUGAUAGUCUGCAUUUUGGAUUCAAGUUCUGUUAAGAUAUAGCCUAUUGUGCCUUAAAAUGGCUUCUACUGUACAGCACAGUGCAGUUGUCAUGGUAACAGCUUCACAAUACUCCACAAGGGGGCUCCCUUUGGUAAGGGGGAUUGGUUCUUAAAGAAAAAUAACACCACCCUAGGCCCUCAGCCUCAAGCCAAGAGGGCAAGUUGUCGGGGGAGGCGCCUGUUAAUGCAAAUAAUGACCUCAAAGGCAGGAUUGGGAUAAAUAAAUACCCGGGCAACGCCGGAUUAUCAGCUACCAUGUUUUCCCGAAAAUAAGACUCUGUCUUACAUUUUUUUGAACCCUGAAAUAAGCGCUUGGCCUUAUUGCCAUGCGCUCAAAAGCCCGAUUGGGCUUAUUAUCAGGGGAUGUCUUAUUUUGGGGGAAACAGGGUAGUUAAUAAAUAAAAAUCUACCGGCUUUCCCGCAGAACGCAGCUGAAAUGCCCUCUUACCGUUGGAAAGGAAAUUAUGAAAGGAAGGAAGACCACUGGCAUCACUCGGAAAACCUUUUUCAUUAGGUCCAGGUGUGGGUUUGGAGGUCCUGUUUGCAAUCCAAUCUGACGAAGAAACAAAAUAGAUCGGUGUUAUCGAGUGGCCAUUGCUCAAUUUUCAAUUCUUCGUGUUUCAUGUAUAUGUCCCCAGUCCUCAUUCUCCAUCACCAGGAUGAUUUUGACAUUUAAAUUAGCCUGCCGGGAAACAAGCGGGCCAAAGAUCCAGUUAGAGCCAGGCUUCAGAUAAAAGGAGAGUCACUCAAUCCCUAGCCAAGAUCUGGCUAAAUUUUUAUAUGGUCCACCCCAACAGUGCUUUCUGUCAGUGUAUAAGAAAUUAUGAACUGGAAUAGCCAUAACAACAAGUCAGCCAAUGGGAACUGUUUAGUGACUGAGACACAGGAUUUGUUGUGAGCCAUGUGAGACAGCUCGGAGCCCAGGUGUGGUUUAGCUUAACUGUUCUGUGUAUAUAAGAGUUCAUUUGUCCUUGCAUGAUUGUUCUAUCUUCUGGCUUCUUGUUCUUGUCCUUGCUACUACUCUCUACCCCGUUGCAAGAGCUGCAUGGGUAUUCUAUACAUGCAUCAUGUUUUAUAUUAUUGUAUAUAAAGAAGUUUCUUCUAUAAA
Molecule: messenger RNA, 8397 nt
Organism: Pantherophis guttatus
Lineage: Eukaryota; Metazoa; Chordata; Lepidosauria; Squamata; Colubridae
Product: general transcription factor II-I repeat domain-containing protein 2A-like
Molecular function (GO): protein dimerization activity
Source: RefSeq, a predicted model, not a curated record